Conger conger (European conger) is the source of this 1100-nucleotide messenger RNA. RefSeq names its product ubiquitin-conjugating enzyme E2A (RAD6 homolog) (gene ube2a). The transcript has 6 exons. Gene Ontology annotation, cellular component: HULC complex. Gene Ontology annotation, biological process: DNA repair; proteasome-mediated ubiquitin-dependent protein catabolic process; protein polyubiquitination. The coding region runs from base 146 to 604 and encodes 152 amino acids. The record is from RefSeq and is a predicted model, not a curated record. NCBI's taxonomy places the organism in Eukaryota, Metazoa, Chordata, Actinopteri, Anguilliformes, Congridae. Gene Ontology annotation, molecular function: ubiquitin conjugating enzyme activity.
GACAUCCUGGCUUAGGAAAUCGGCAGUCUUGACAGAAAUACGAAGCUACGGUUGAGUGUUUGACGAAGGUAGUAAGAAGUAGCAUUGUCUGUUUAAGUCGGGAAGUGAGAACUUUGUUUCAGUUUUUAUUUUUAAUUACAAAAAUAUGUCAACACCAGCAAGACGGCGUUUGAUGAGAGAUUUUAAAAGGCUUCAAGAAGACCCCCCAGCUGGAGUUAGUGGGGCGCCAUCUGAAAACAAUAUAAUGGUCUGGAAUGCAGUAAUAUUCGGGCCAGAGGGAACGCCAUUUGAAGAUGGAACUUUCAAGCUCACAAUAGAAUUCACAGAAGAAUAUCCAAAUAAACCCCCAACAGUUCGUUUUGUUUCCAAAAUGUUUCAUCCAAAUGUCUAUGCAGAUGGUAGUAUAUGUUUGGAUAUUCUUCAGAACCGGUGGAGUCCAACCUAUGAUGUUUCUUCAAUCUUAACCUCUAUACAGUCUCUGCUGGACGAGCCGAAUCCAAACAGCCCGGCUAACAGCCAAGCGGCCCAGCUGUACCAGGAGAACAAGAGGGAAUAUGAGAAGAGGGUAUCUGCCAUCGUGGAACAGAGUUGGCGUGAUUGUUGACCUCGAGCCGGUUCAAAAAGGAUGAACUGUAUCCAUGUCAAGAGACAAACGGAGAAGAAAAAUCUCUCAAGACGACAGAAAAGUUAAAAAUACACAUCAUGUUUUGAAUUGUCAUCAUCCUCCUACGCGUAUAAAGACAUUUGUUCUGUGAUCCUUGCAAGGUAGAGUGCUGUUGUGAUGUUGCCUCCUCACCCCUCCAACCGUUUUCCUACUGGAAAGAGUGCACCUUCCUCUGAGUAAAUGUACCUGGUUGUGCCCGGUUUUUUAUUUUUAAACUGGCAUCUAUUACAUUACCUUAAUUUAGUUGUUUUUCCUUUUUCUUCAAGCAGGAGUUUGACAUAUCAUUGGUCUAUUUUUUUAAGUUUGAGGUAGCUGCUUCAAGACGACUGACUGAAUUCUGGAGCUUUAAGAUUUUAUUUUUUAUUUUGAGACUGCUCAGCCCCUGUGACCAUUGCCAGACUGCUGAUUUCUCGUCAUUUUAAAUCACAUAUUUGCG